GCUAAAAAAAGGAGUAUCCUCUCUCUCUCUCUCCCUCCCUCGCCCCCUCUUUCUCUCUCUAGAUGAUUGGGUAGAAGUGUUUGGAUCCAUCUCCACACAGCAACAACCUUAAUCAGCAUAUCCUACGAAAGAAAGCUAGCUAGUUAAGGUUAAUUAAUUGGUGGUAAAAAUGGUGAGAACAAAGAUAGAGAUAAAGAAGAUAGACAACUUGACGGCAAGACAAGUGACGUUCUCGAAGAGAAGACGAGGGCUUUUCAAGAAAGCUCAGGAGCUUUCCACUCUCUGCGACGUCGAUAUUGGCCUCAUCGUCUUCUCCGCCACCGGAAAACUCUGCCACUAUUCAAACUCCAAUAUGGAGGAAGUGAUUACAAGGCAUAGCAUGCACAUAGAGAAAGUUGAGUGUGUGGAGCAUCAGCCAUCUCCCAGUCUCCAGCGAGAGAGUAUAACUUAUGCGGGGCUGGCUAAGGAAUUUACAGAGAAGAGUCGGGAAUUGAGGCAACUCAAUGGAGAAGAUCUCCAAGAACUUGGCAUGGCCGAAUUGAUAAAAUUGGAGAAAAUGGUCGAGGGAGGGUUGAGUCGCAUCAUGAGAAAGAAGGGAGAUAUUUUACUGUCAGAAAUCAAUGCUCUAAAGAAAAAGGAAGCUAAACUGAUGGAAGAGAAUGCACAGUUGAAACAGCGAUCUGAGAUUGGCGUUCAAGGAGGACCACCAUACUCGUCGGAAUCAGUCACAAAUGGCUGCUGCUUAUUCCCUGACAAACUCCAGGAUCAUUAUAAAAGCUCUGAUACUUCUCUCAAGUUGGGCUUACCUUUCCCGGACUGAGGUUUGAAGAGGGAUUGAAGAUCGCUAGCUGCAGCUUCUGCAUUUACUUAUUCGACGUAGUAUAUAUAUAAAUAUGUAAUUAUCAUGAUGAUGAUGAUGAUGAUGAUGAUGAGGACGACUCCAUUAAUUAUGUUGGAGGACCUUAGGAUUAUUUAUGGUAUCUAUUUAGCUAGCCAGGAAAAUAUAAUGUUUUGUACUCAACCCAGAAUAAUACAUUGGUUGGGAAUUAACUGGGAUGGGCAGCAUGCAAUUACCAGUUUGAUUCAAUU
Messenger RNA from Ipomoea nil (Japanese morning glory), 1089 nucleotides. Its product is annotated as MADS-box protein JOINTLESS-like. Gene Ontology annotation, biological process: positive regulation of transcription by RNA polymerase II. Gene Ontology annotation, cellular component: nucleus. Bases 170 to 820 code for a protein of 216 amino acids. The transcript is spliced from 10 exons. The record is from RefSeq and is a predicted model, not a curated record. Gene Ontology annotation, molecular function: DNA-binding transcription factor activity, RNA polymerase II-specific; RNA polymerase II cis-regulatory region sequence-specific DNA binding; protein dimerization activity. NCBI's taxonomy places the organism in Eukaryota, Viridiplantae, Streptophyta, Magnoliopsida, Solanales, Convolvulaceae.